AUGAGCGGCAAAUACCAGGAUGUGGAUAUGGCUGAGGCCAGCAAUCAUAAGGAUAGCCGCGAACAUCAGACGGAUGCAUCCGGUACCCGUCAAACCAUCCCGAUAAGUGUCAUUGUACCGCAAAACGAGGCAGUGAACGUGAGUCUGGACCCAAACAGACCUGUGAGUGAGCUUCAAGAAAGGCUAAAUGAACUGGGCAAAGAUGUCAGCGAAUCUUCCGUUUCCAUCUACGCUGGAACUCUAUUAGAUCAAAAUAAGACGCUUGCGGACUACAAUUUACAAAAGGGCAGUACCCUCUACGUACACCUCACUCCAAAUUCAUCGCAAAAUCCCCCGCCAGAUGCCACGGAACCGGGACCUGCACCCUCAAAUGCCGGUCCCCAAACCCUCAGAGUGGUGAUGCCUAACAGACGAAUGGUUGAAGUGAAUAUGGAACCCGGCAUGACAAUUGGAGACCUGAGUAAGAAUUUGGUGGAAAAGCGGAGCGCACCGCCAAGCAUACAGGCCCCCACUGUCGGCCCCCGGACCGUCAGAGUAGUAAUGCCUGACCAGCGGCCGGUUGAAGUGAAUGUGGAACCCGGUAUGACGGUUGGAGACCUCAACAGAAAGUUAGCGACACAGCAGGGUAUGCCACCGACAUCGCAGUGUCUAAUGUAUUCCGGGCGACGGAUGGAUGAUCGCCGCUAUCUCAAGGAGUACCAGAUUACAGAGGGCUCAAUGAUCGUCGUGCACCGACUGCAAUCCAAUGCUGCUGGUCUGAAUAAGGAAGAUAUAAGCAGUAGUUUGGUGGUCACGGUUACGAUCAGAGAGACCGGUAAUCGACUGCGCCUGGCAAUAAACCCCCGAAGCACUAACCCCAUGCAGGAUCUGUCGAAGCAGAUUGAAGCAGCCACCCAGAUUCCUGUCAAGGAACAGGAGCUUCUGUUUAAAGGCAGAUCGGUUGGAUCAGGUGAAAACUUUCUGCAAAAGAGAGAGUUUCUAAUGGAGCCACUUGUGGAGGUGAAGAGACGAGGGCCUGACCAGAUACAGAUCUUUCUUCAGAAUCUUCAAGGUAAAAUAAAGGUUAUUAGGUCGAGGAGUAGUUCGACCGUUCGCGAUUUAAAGGAGAGCAUUCGAGAAAUUGAGGGGGUCCCGGUGAGAGACCAAGUGCUCACUUGUCAAGGUCAGACACUUCAGGAUAUUAAAACCCUGAGUCAGAGCAAAAUUGUUGACGGCUCAAAUGUCCGGCUAACAACACGACUGAACGGUGGUUUUUAA
Molecule: messenger RNA, 1257 nt
Organism: Dibothriocephalus latus
Lineage: Eukaryota; Metazoa; Platyhelminthes; Cestoda; Diphyllobothriidea; Diphyllobothriidae
Source: the annotation of a GenBank genome assembly